AUUACACAAAAUCGAUAAGUAUCAGCUACUUUAGUAUGGCGGCCGAAGCUAUUCCAUCCCCACCGGAAUUUACUUUUUCACCAUCAGACACACGUAUAAAGAUAACGUACAAGAACGCUCCCGCCUAUGCACAUGUCUCUUCUCAAGCCAUGUCACUUGCUAGUCCGGUCUAGAAAACCUUCUUCUUCCCUCCGUGGAGCACAAAGUCCCAGUGGGAGCCAGUUGAAGAAGUCGACUUCACUGAGGACAAUGCGGAGGCUUUGCUUGUUCUACUUUGUGUGGCCCAUUUGAAGUUCGAGGACGUGCUGAAUGAUAUUCCACCACGAGAGCUAUUGAUCAACCUUGCAAUCCUCUGCGAUGAAUACCUCUGCCAGGAUUUACUAAGGCUUUGGAUUGAGAAGUGGAUGGUACGGGAAUGGAUGAAUGAUCCUUAUUCUUACGAGCCGAAUUUUGUCAAUAAAUCAGACGAGGACCAACAAGCAAUGAUUUUGCUCGCAUGGGUCUUUCGCGCAGACUCAAAGCACCAAUUUUUGGAACAUGGUAUCAAGCGGCUGUUCGACCGCAGCACUAACGAGAGCUUGCCAGCUAUCCCCGAUAACUGGCCGCUACCCGCUGAUAUGAUGGAAAAUAUCGCCAAAGCCCGUCACAAAGCAAUCAUGGAUCUCUGCUCUCUAGCAUACAAAUACGUCAACUAUCUCAAAGACGGGCAGAGCGAUAUCUGUCCUACGCAUAAUCAGAAAUGCAAAGUAAUCAUCGCUCGAUACUUUAUGCAAAUGUUAGGGGAUCUCUACCUACGAAAGACGAAAACUUUUCAGAAGUCUGUACAUGUCAUAUUCCAUCGUCCAGACUAUCUUUCGAUCACUUUUGUGAAGCUGGAGCAAAAGUUUCUAACGUGUGACGAGGCAAUGCAGCGCGUUUUCAACAAUAAGAGCAUUAAGAUAAAUAAUCAGAUUUGGAAACGCUUGUGGGAAAGUUGCCGUCCAAUCGAGCAAGCUAAUCCUCCAAUCGCAGUCGAGACGAAUCGUAUUGAAAAAGCUACAGGGGAAUGGCGCAAAUGGGUUAAGCGUGAAAGGGGAGAGGAAUGGUCGGAUUAUUAGUUCCAUAAGUUGGCGGCAAAGGGGAGUGGUUGUUGAAUGUCUUCUCGUGGUCAAUGUUCCAACCUUCGGCAAUUCAUCG
Messenger RNA from Mollisia scopiformis, 1176 nucleotides. RefSeq lists its product as uncharacterized. The coding region runs from base 405 to 1097 and encodes 230 amino acids. Lineage: Eukaryota; Fungi; Ascomycota; Leotiomycetes; Helotiales; Mollisiaceae. The transcript has 2 exons. The record is from RefSeq and is a predicted model, not a curated record.